AUGCAUGCUUGGAUACAGCUGUACAACUCCAGGCCAAGCCAAAAAUAGAAGAAUUCGACUUCAAGACUUGGCUGAGAGAACAAAGAUGUGAUGGUAUUCCUUAACCAAAACAUGAUCUAUGCAGACACCACUAAAUAGCAAGUUCGUGGCAUACAGAAACUGCAUUCAUAUUUCCUUAGUCGUUGCUCCAGAUACUAAGCACAGCAAGUUGUGGAAUUGCUUGAAACAUAAUAACGAUCAAAGAGAAGCACAAAAACUAUGUUGCUCGACGGUAAGACUAAUCUGUCAGUAGUUUGAUACAUUCAAUGGAAACAAAUUUAAAUGAUAUCAUUCCGGAUCUGACAAAAGUAGUCUGGAGUAUCUUGGAACUUAGACUUCUGGUUAUAAUCAGUUUCUUCUUGCAACUAUUCUUAAUACUUUUUGGAAACCGAAGAAAGUACAUAGCAGACACACGGCUACAUAUCAGUGUCUGGUUGAGCUAUUUAUCAGCAGAUUGGAUUGCGACCGUUGCGCUGGGAAUUCUAUCCAAAGACAGCAAAAAUCCUUCAGUGGACCCCAACUUCAUAAUCAUGGCCAUCUGGGCACCCUUCCUACUUGUGCAUCUAGGUGGCCCUGACACUAUUACUGCCUACUCCAUUGAGGAUAAUGAGCUAUGGCUAAGACACUUGCUUGGGUUAACCUACCAACUAGCAGUAGCAGUUUAUGUGGUUUACUGUUCAUGGAACGGCAGCAACCUUAAUUAUGUUACCUUUCCAAUUAUGGUGGCAGGAAUAAUCAAAUAUGGUGAGAGGACUUGGUCCUUAUGGUUGGGAAGCAGCAAAAAGUUCAGAGAAUCCAUCCUCCCUCCUGCAGACCCGGGACCAAACUAUGCAAAAUUCAUGGAUGACUACACUGCAAAAAAAGCUGAAGGAUAUCAAGUUGAAUUGAAGGUUGAAUCUACUCCCUUACUGUUGGAUCAUUCUCAAGGGGCAAUAGCAAAUGAAAGCAUACAGGAUGCUUCCUCUUUGCACAAUGGAUUCUAUUUCUUUACAAUUUUCGAGUGCCUAUUUGCAGAUCUCAUCUUAAGUUUUCAAGACCACCAUACCAGCCAAAAUUUCUUUCAGCAGGAAAAGAUAUCAUGGAAUGAAACGUUUCAAGUGAUUGAGGUUGAGCUUGGAUUGAUGUAUGAUAAGCUAUAUACAAAGGCAGUGGUCACAUACUCCCGCCUUGGCAUUUUCCUCAAAUUUGUGACCUUUUUCUGCACCCUCUCUGCAUUUGUUACAUUUUCUUGUCUCAUAGAUAAAGCACACAUAGAUUUUGACCGCCUUAUUACUUUGCUGCUUUUUGCUGGGGCUAUUUUUCUUGAGAUAUACUCUGUCAUUGUUUUACUUUCUUCAAGUUGGACGUUGCAUUGGUUAAGCAAGCAUAAGACUAAUUGGAAAGUGGAUAUUCUCCACAAGUCCAUCUCAUGUUUUCAGAGAUGUUUUAAACUCUCACACACUCAGAGGUGGUCUAAUCUUAUGCCACAAUUCAAUCUUAUAAGUUUUUGCUUGAAGGAUAAGCCAGUGAAAUGCAUCAAAAUCCAGAAAUUCUUUCGCAUAUAUCAAGUCUUCGAGAAGUCUUACUAUCAAUACACCGAAACCGUCCCCGGGGAAUUGAAAAAACUCAUCUUUGAACAGCUUCGGGAGAAGUCUCAGAAAGCAAACGACACCGAAGCAUGCAAAGCAUUAUGUGCUCAAAGGGGUGAUCGAGUUCUUCAGGAACAGGAGGACUGCCAUGACAUGGCUUGGAGCACUAAAGUAGAGUUUGAUCAAAGCCUUCUGCUUUGGCAUAUUGCUACUGAUCUUUGCUAUUAUUCAGAUGUAAAUGCUAACUCAAGUUGUGCUGUGAUCCAAGAUUGUCAAAUAAGCAAAUUGUUGUCAAAUUAUAUGUUAUAUCUUCUUGUUAUGUGUCCUUUUAUGUUGCCAAACGGAAUAGGGCAUAUCAGAUUUGAAGACACGUGUGCCGAGGCCAGUGAAGUCUUGCAAGAAAGGAAGUACAUAUCAAAAAGAGAACAAGUUUGCCAAGUGAUACUUCGAGUGAAUACAGAUGUUCCACCAUCAAAGGUUAAAGGAGAUCGAAGCAAGUCUGUGCUGUUUGAUGCACGUAGGCUUGCUAAAUCACUAGAGUCUCUAGAAAAGGACAAAAAAUGGUCGAAAAAAGAGAAAUGGGAAAUGAUAAGUCAUGUUUGGGUGGAGAUGCUGUGUCAUGCAGCAAGUCAGUGUAGAGGGCUUCAUCAUGCCAAACAGCUUAGACGAGGUGGUGAGUUGAUCACACAUGUAUGGCUUUUAAUGGCUCAUUUAGGUAUAACUGAACAGUUUCAGAUUUCUCAAGGUCAUGCCAGGGCAAAGUUGAUACUCAACUAAAAUUGUUUUCGUGAUUUUGUUAUCUGUACAAGGUUUCAAAAAGGGUCUUUCACUGACCAACGCGAUUUUGGGUAUUUGCCAUACACAGUUGUGACCUCAUUUGUGUAUUUCUCACUGAUUUCUGCCACUAUCUGUUUUACAUAUGUUGUUAUUCCGUGAUUUAUCCAACAAUAAUUUCCUGUGUAAUUUAAUUUUGAUGGGUUAUUUUA
Messenger RNA from Cajanus cajan (pigeon pea), 2593 nucleotides. NCBI's taxonomy places the organism in Eukaryota, Viridiplantae, Streptophyta, Magnoliopsida, Fabales, Fabaceae. The record is from RefSeq and is a predicted model, not a curated record.